AAUUUGGUUUUAAACGGUUGAAACGGGGAAAUAAUGUUUCCCGAACAUGCUUGUCAUGAACUAGUCUUUUGGAUGGACUCGUAUUUUGUUUAAGUCAUAACUUGUGCAUUAAGUCAUAAUAAACAUGCAUUUGAUUUUUGAUUUAAUUACUAGUGUAUUAUAACCAGGUAUGGAGAGAUAACAGACAUUUUUCUGGAUGGUGCAAAAGGAGAAGGGGAGAAGGACAUGAAAUAUCUCUUUGAUAGUUGGUUUUCUCUGAUUCACCAGCUCCAACCGGGGGCCACCAUUUUUUCUGAUGUGGGUCCUGACACAAGGUGGGUUGGUGAUGAAUAUGGUGUUGCUGGGUCCACUUGUUGGUCUCUUUACAACAAGACGGUUUCUGAUAUUGGUAAUGUUGAUAGCCAAUACCAAAGAGAAGGAGACCCAUUUGGUCCUGAUUGGGUACCUGCUACAUGUGAUGUCUCUAUAAGACCCGGUUGGUUUUGGCAUGAUUCAGAACUUCCAAAAUCUGCAAGGAGUCUACUUGAGAUCUACUAUAAAUCAGUUGGUCGAAACUGUCAUCUGUUAUUGAAUGUGCCCCCAAACACCUCAGGUCUUAUUUCAGAUGAGGAUAUCCAAGUUCUUCAAGAGUUCACUGAACUUAGGAGGUCCAUAUUUUCUCACAAUUUGGCUAUAAAUGCUGUUAUCAAUGCCAGCAGCAUAAGAGGGGGAAUUCUAGAGACUCACUUUAGUCCCUACAAUGUUCUUAAAGAAGGUAUAUACACAUAUUGGGCUCCCGAGGAGAACCAAUCUAAGUGGAUAUUGUACAUAAAUCUCCAAGAAUUAGUAUCCUUCAAUGUUUUGCAAGUACAAGAGCCUAUUCAAAUGGGACAGAGGGUGAUUGAGUUUCACCUUGAGGCAUUGAGCCAACACGGUGUGUGGAUGAGAGUUGCAAAUGGCACCACAAUUGGAUAUCAGAGACUGUUGCUGUUUCCAAAAGUGAAGUCUGAGUAUCUGAAGCUAGUAGUUGACAAGUCACGGGCAGAACCAUUGAUAUCAUACUUGGGAAUCUACAUGGAUCCUGUUACCGUUUUGAGAGAGACACCUGAUAAACAAUCAGUAGCCUGUUUCAAUGGAAGUCAAGUUCUGCAAACCACCACAAUCAACAAUUCCCUGAGUGCUGCAAUGUAAACUUUUCUUAAUUGUAAAAUUUGAAAACAUUUUACAUGGCAAAUUCACGUUCAAUUCUCUUAUCCCCUUUGUAAUUCCUGUAAUUUGGAGAUAACCAGAAGAGUUUGAUCUCAAUGAAUUGGUGUCUUCUUUUGUA
Cajanus cajan (pigeon pea) is the source of this 1306-nucleotide messenger RNA. Lineage: Eukaryota; Viridiplantae; Streptophyta; Magnoliopsida; Fabales; Fabaceae. The record is from RefSeq and is a predicted model, not a curated record.